UCAGAAACACCCGUGUGAACCAGACAUAAUGAACCAGAAGACCAGCCAAUCACGUCCAGAAAAUAUGCGCAGAAUGCAUGCGGAAUCUCCGCUUUUACCACUUUACGUCCAUGAGUUACAUAAAUUUGAAGCAAAUCGACUUUUCUUGACAAAGAUUUGUCAAAACAAUUUGUUUAAAUAAGGCAAAUGUGACAAGACGGGAACAAUAAGAUAAUAAACCUGAUUGGCAUUUUGUUUCCAAUUGUUGGAAAUGUUGGAAUCAAAGUAAAUUGUAAAAAUCCCUAGUUAAAUUUUCUUUAUGCACACAAAUCUUUCAUUUACUUACAUGUGAGUUGCGGGGAAAGAGUGCAAUUUAAAGGAGGUUUUUUUGUUACAAAACAUACAUUUGUUUACAAAAUAUUAAUAACUAGGACCCAAAGAAUCAGCAGUAUGCCGGAUAUAUACCUCGUUGCUUCAAGAAAUAAUGUUUUUGUAUGGAAUGCUAAUGAUUGGUUGAAGCUGCGACGGGAUUACAGAAUAAUCGGUGAAUUAGUAGGUUCCUUUCCCAAAUCAACUAGACAGGAUGUAUUUUCAGGUCUCCCGUUGCUUCUAUUAUCAGAAGAAGUAACUCUUUUACUCGAGAAGGGAAUUGCUUGCCUCAUAGAGUGCGUUAAUUUAGACAAACCAACUGAAUCAUUGAAGGAAAAAUUUCAAGAAUACCGGAAUGUGUUGUUCCUACAGCAAGCAGAAUGUUUGAGAGAAAAUAGAAGAAAACAGAUCACUUCUGUAAUGGAUAAAAUUGUAGAAGGAAAAAAGCGCAAGAUGUUGGGCUUGCAUACAAGCAAGAAGAACAUGAAGAAACCGUUGGAUAAGAAGACACGGGAAGCCAUGGAUAAUAUUGAAAUAAAUACUCAAGAUCUGCUCGAAGAAGAAUUGGCUAAAUUGCCUAAAUUGUGUAAAAAUGAAGCGCUUGUACAAACACAUACAGCAUAUCCAUGGAAUAGUACAGAUUCCAUGAAAACUGUGGAGUGGAAAUACCCAGUUACUUCUAAUCAACAACUUAAGUACAAAGUAUAUAAAGAUCUUUGGGAGAGGAACUAUUACAUUACGAGUGGGGAAAAAUUUGGUGGUGAUUUCUUGGUAUAUCCAGGUGACCCAAUAAUGUUUCAUUCACAAUUUAUAGUACUGUGCAAAUCCAAAGACGAAGAGCUAUCUAUCACGGAACUCAUAGCUCAAUGCAGAGUUAGUUGUCACGUGAGAAAAACAUUGGUGUUUGCUAUAUACUGCGAAGAAGAAGAUAAAGUAAAAUAUCAAUCUUUACAGUGGGCAGAAAGUAAUAUACUUGAAAGUUGCUAAUUAUAGUGCAAGAGCUCACCCGAGUUGAGAUAUUUAUUUACUGUACUAGAUUCAAUCAAUUCUUUCAAAGAGAAUUAUUCUUCUUAGUCCCUAGUCUUUAUCAAUAUUCAAAAGGUAUUAAAAAUUAUGUUUAUAUAUGCUGCUUAUAUAACAAAUAUAUUGCUUUUAAGACAAAA
Molecule: messenger RNA, 1511 nt
Organism: Ooceraea biroi (clonal raider ant)
Lineage: Eukaryota; Metazoa; Arthropoda; Insecta; Hymenoptera; Formicidae
Gene: Tsen34
Product: tRNA splicing endonuclease subunit 34
Biological process (GO): tRNA splicing, via endonucleolytic cleavage and ligation; tRNA-type intron splice site recognition and cleavage
Cellular component (GO): tRNA-intron endonuclease complex
Molecular function (GO): tRNA-intron lyase activity; nucleic acid binding
Source: RefSeq, a predicted model, not a curated record